This is a messenger RNA of Aphanomyces astaci, 2236 nucleotides long. RefSeq lists its product as hypothetical. NCBI's taxonomy places the organism in Eukaryota, Oomycota, Saprolegniomycetes, Saprolegniales, Verrucalvaceae. The transcript has 2 exons. Bases 47 to 2167 code for a protein of 706 amino acids. The record is from RefSeq and is a predicted model, not a curated record.
AAUAACCCCGGACCAGGCGGCACAUCAGUAAGCAGGACGCGCUUGAAUGAUGCAGAUGGAGGAGAGGAAAGCUCUUCCGCAUGGAAUGAGUGCUUCAUCGGAUACCCAGCACCAUCAUGCCUCUGCGCCAAACACGGUGCUAGCAGGCUCGCAGAUGACCCCGAACGUCGAAAACAACCCCAUCGAUGGGGCCGCGUCGACGUCGCAGGAACACGGGAAACAAAUCAACCCGUCGUCCAAGGGAGACGUUGCAUACUACCAAAGCGGGAACAUGCAAGGAUAUCCCCCGCAGCAGAAUGGCAUCAUUGGCACGCGACGACAGGCGACGUGCCCUGCGUGCAUGUCCCACACGAUCCCGUCGAACGUUGUCUUGGAACCAUGCCAGCAUCAAUUCCAUUACCAGUGCAUUGACGUGUACACCCAGAACGCGAAGAUCUGCCCCGUCUGUCGGGUUCCCAUCCAGCGCCACGUACCGCUCGGUCGCCCAACCCCAUCCUCGAUGCAACAACAACAACAGCAGCAUCAACAACCCGAGUACCCAUCGCAACCGCCAUCAGGUUAUCCAAUGUCGUCGGCAAAUCAACAACAGCCACCCCCGCACAUGAUGCACAACAACAACAAUGUCGCCAUGCAAACAUCCCAGGGUGGUGGGCCGUCGUCGUCCGCCGUCGGCCACUUUGCGAGCGCGAGUGUGUACGAGUUGCCACCCGAAGUGUUUCUAGACAACUCGUACGAACAGAGUGGGACGAGCUCGAUACAAGCGUCCAAGAUGCGCAAGGGGAAAUGGACGUCGGAGGAAGCGGCGUACUGCGAUCGCCUCAUCGAAGAGUUCAAGCACGGGAACUUGCCGCUGGCCGAAGGCACGACGCUGCGCACAUUUCUAAGCAAGUUGCUCAACUGCGACCCCAUGCGAAUAUCUAAAAAGUACACGGGCAACCAAUGCAUUGGCAAGAUUAUAUUUCGCCGCAAGUCCAAGGAACCGACGAAAGACGAGAUUGAAAUGACUCGCAAGCAACUUGCUGAGCUCGAACGCAUCUACCUCGACCGCGAACGCAUGAACCAGCAACGCAGGGAGAAGCGCCUUGAAUCCGAAGUGAACCGCGACCGCAGCAGGCUGCUCUCGGCGCGGAACCUCGUGUACGCACCGCCGCCGCCUCAACAGACGACAGCGUCGGCUGCGAUGCUCCAUCACCACCACCCGAACUACCCAAACUACCACCACCCCCCCCCCACAACAUAUCAGCAGCACUCAUCCUUCCAGCAACCACCCCCCGGGUACGCCGCCGCGCAUCCGUCGUUGGAGCCGCCGCCAGGAGCAUCGGCGCCCAAACCGCCGACGGCUCCCCCCGCCGCACCAACGUCCUCCAAGGACGUGGAAAACAGUCAUUCGAAUAUCAAGACAGAAGUGGUGGCGUCGACUCCCCACAAUGGCACGAUGAAGCGGGAGCAUAGCUUGGCCAUGAUGCACGACAAGGACGCGUUGCCGCGCAUUUCCUCGGUGGACAGCUUCUCGUCCAUGUUUCCGCGCAUCGCGUCGCUCGAUUGCUUCCAGAGCCUAUCGUCGCAUCGCCCGCCGCCGCACCAUCCUCCUCCUUCCCAGCAUCAUCAUAGUCUGUACCGAUCGCCGUCACUCGAGUGCCUCAACACGAUUCCGCGGGUCGGGUCCCUCGAGCAGUUUUCCAACUUUAUUGCCAACAUGCCGCCAGAACCCACGUCCAAGGCGGCGGUAUUAUCCGGGACGACGGGUACUACUACUAGUACUACUACUACUAGUAGUAGUAGCCCGCCGAAACCCGCCAAGCCCCCGACGGCGGCGGCGUUCCCGAGGAUCGCGUCGUUGGACCGGCUCCACUUGCCCCGCGCGCCGUCGAUGGACAGACUGCCGCGGAUCAACUCGACGGAUGGAUUCCUGCCGCACGUGCCGUCGUUUGGGAGUUUCAGUGCGUUCGGGUCGUUUAGUAACCUCGGUGUCCUCACCACGAAAGACAAGGCAGGGACUACUAGUAGUACUACGGGGCACUCGUCCAUCGAAGACAUUUUGUCGCUGGUGGCGGCGUCGGGGGACGGACCCGCCGACAAGAAGCGCAAAGCUGCGUCGACGUCGUACGCGAGUCUCGCAGACCACGACCUCCAUGUGGACAAGAAACCAUCGUACCAUCGAAUGUAGUCUAUCGCGUUGUGUGGUUGAGGAUAAUGUGAUAUAAUAACCUCCCCUGUCGCUGUCGUUCAAAUGCAA